AUGCUGGGAGCUGACCCUGGAGGGGAGACCCUUGCAUCUCAGUUUGUCCGAGCAUCCACUGAAGGCCCGGGGCUGCUGGAGAUCUCCAAACAGGCCCAGACCCAGGCCAUGGGGUGGCAGAGGUCCUGGGCAGCUGGAUGGCCCAGGCUACCAACAGACCUCCAUCCCAGCCUGCAGGAGCCGGAGCCUAUUCCUCCAGAAAGAUGCAGUAACAGAGGAUCAGGAGCGCUGCAGGACGGUGUGCGCAGGGUCGGCCCCGGCCGCCGCCGCUCUAGGCCUCAGGCGUCCACCUCAGCUGCACUUCCGCCGGCGCUGCGUGUUUGGAGCAGUGUUCCGCUCUCGUGGCUGCACUUUCCGCGUGUCCUCCCAAUCUGCCGGCAUCCGCGCACCUCCGCGCCUUCCCACACUCUUGGCUGUAUCUCCGCCGUUGUCCCGUGCGGUCUGUUGCAGCCUCCUCGGCCCUGCGCAGAUGAAGACCCUCCCCCGGACGGCUUUGCGGGCCCUGCCUCAGCCGGCGCCCCCUUCUCUCCUGCAGGACCCGGACCCGCACUGCAGGGGCUGAGUGCCCCCUGGGAGUGUCACGUGACUGCUGUCGUAUGGGAGAUGUGGUCAGGAAGAGCCUGGCUAUGAGCCUCAGGUAAGUGAUGGCCUGUUGGUUCUCUAGAGCUUGAGUUCCUUGCAGGCUGCGAUAGCAGAGGUGUUGGGUAAUGAGAUGGGUGUGUGUGUGUGAGAGAGAGUACAGUGGGGCUGCUUCCCAGUGUCCUCCGCCUGGGCCUGAUUCUGCUCCUGCUCCUGGCAGCCCCUGAUGCUGCUGUGGUGGCAAGAGGUUGGUAUUUGUCCUGUGAGUCUUCCCUGAGGCUUUUGGCAGGGACUGUAAGUUGUCAGCAGUGGCUUUGUCAUCUUGGUUGUAAGUCUGGGCCAUGACUGUCUGCUGGUCUGUCCUGGUCCAGGCCGUUCCUGGGGUUCUGAUAGUGGCCUCCCUUCCCAGCUCACCCCUGUAUUCGAAAGUGAUGGUGGGCUGCCCGUGCCCUGGUCAUUGAUAGUGCAGGGAGAGGAACUGCCGAAAGCACUUCCCCGUGUUUGGAGGGCCGGUCCUGUCCCUUACAAACUCUGGAGCUUUCGAACACAUCCACUGAGUGCCCCUUUUCCCGAGCAGGGCCUUGUCUCAGGAGUUUGUGUUUCUAGGCUGGUGGUGGAGCUACCCUGGGGCCCAUUGCCUCCUAGGACUUCCUUCCUGGACCCUUGCUCUGCCUUCUCCUCACUCAGUCCUUCCCACAUCCUCAGCCCUACUUCGGCACUAAUCCCUCCUGGACAGUGUGGACUUGUUGGGUGUACCCCCCCCAUGCUGUAAUCUUGAGGGCAAGUGCCUCUGUCGUGUUUUGCGUUGUGUGUGUUGCCUGAUAUAUGGCACCUGGACAAAAAUAACAACUGAAGAGCUGGUGGUGACACGGUUGGUACAGGGUGCUGGGGCCCAGGGCUUCUCCUAUUGCAGGGUCAGGGAGCCAUGCCCUCCAGCAGGCCAGCCUGUGGGGGUUGAGCCUGUCUCUUCUCACUGGAAGUGUUGAGUUUGUAAUGAAAGGUAGACUUGUUAUCAUCUACCUUUGAUCCUGGCCACGAGCAGGGCCUGUGGCCCUUUGGGGGUGGUUUCCUAAUAACUGACCUGCACGAAGCACAGAAUAGUCAAGGCUGUGUAUGUCCAUGGCCCUUAUACUAGAUGGUAGACAGGGGCCCACUGAAAGGAUG
Molecule: messenger RNA, 1743 nt
Organism: Sus scrofa (pig)
Lineage: Eukaryota; Metazoa; Chordata; Mammalia; Artiodactyla; Suidae
Source: RefSeq, a predicted model, not a curated record